Molecule: messenger RNA, 768 nt
Organism: Meloidogyne enterolobii
Lineage: Eukaryota; Metazoa; Nematoda; Chromadorea; Rhabditida; Meloidogynidae
Source: the annotation of a GenBank genome assembly
AUGAGUCCCCAUAAUAUUCAUUCAAAUAAUACAUCUCCCCGUCAAUCAACAGAAGAACAGGAGAAAGAACAAAAAAUACAAAAUAAUAAAAAAGAAGAAGAAAUUAAUAUAAUAAAUAAUAAUCAAUUAAUAAUUAAUGGAAAAAUAAAUAAUAAUUUAAAUAAAAAUAUUGAAGAAGUAGAGGAUUUUAAUAAUGAUAAUAAAGAAAAAUCAACACAAAGACGUUUAUACAAAGCUGAUUCAAAUCCGCCUAUUCCUUUAACUUUUCUUUUUGGUUUACAACAAGUAAUGGUCUCUGUGUCAGUUCUUGUUUCAAUUCCAAUACUUAUUUCUGAUUUAAUCUGUCCUGGGCGAGAUAGAGACCAAUUAAGAGUUCGUUUAAUUGCCGGUACUUUUGUUGUUUGUGGAAUAGGGACAAUACUUCAAAGCGGGUUUGGACUUCGACUGGCUCUUUUACAAGGAGUUGCUUUUGCUUAUAUACCUUCGGUAAGAGCAUUUAUGAGCCUUCCAGAAUAUAAAUGUUUAGCUUCUGUUGAUGAUUUUGUUCCACCAGAAAUUUAUGAAAAUAAAAUGGCUAUGAUUCAAGGAACUUUAAUGGCCUCUUCUUGUGUUACAAUGCUUAUAGGGGCUACCGGUUUAGUUGGAAUAAUGACUAAAUAUAUUGGGCCAAUGACUGUUUCCCCUUUAUUAAUGUUAAUGAUGCUUUCUUCUGUUAAAAUUACUGUUGAACGAGUUGAAAAACAUUGGAUAUCCCUUGUGUAUGUUUAA